Messenger RNA from Quercus robur (English oak), 2817 nucleotides. Its product is annotated as protein ENHANCED DISEASE RESISTANCE 2. The record is from RefSeq and is a predicted model, not a curated record. Gene Ontology annotation, molecular function: lipid binding. Bases 407 to 2593 code for a protein of 728 amino acids. The transcript is spliced from 22 exons. NCBI's taxonomy places the organism in Eukaryota, Viridiplantae, Streptophyta, Magnoliopsida, Fagales, Fagaceae.
CAGAAUCCUCACGCGGUCCUACUAGAGUCUAACUUCUAAUAAGUCUAACUAACUAAUCCCCCCACCCCCUCCUCCCUAUGCGGCGUCGGUCACCGAUCCCGGCUUGACACGUCAAAUUAAAAUAUUGAAAAUUAUAGAAAAACCUCUCUCUCUCUCUCUCUCUGCGAAUUAUAAUUAGUAAAAAACGAAAAUCAGAAUUUGAAUUCCUGGAAAAGAAAUUCAAUACAAUAUUCUGCUGCGGAAUCUGAAAUCCUAGUCCUGACUCCUGAGUGAGUGACGAAGAAUAAGAAGAAGAAAUGAGCGAUCAAGUCACUUAGUUAGGUCUCUCUCUCACGCUGAUCUGAUCUCGCGGAAUCCACCUCAAAAAACGAUUCCGCGAGAGAGAGAGAUUAUAAGAACCGAAACGAUGUCGUCUUCGUCGAAGGUAAUAUACGAAGGAUGGAUGGUCCGAUACGGUCGGAGAAAGAUCGGACGGUCUUUCAUCCACAUGCGCUAUUUCGUGCUCGAGUCUCGCUUGCUCGCUUACUACAAGCGAAAGCCCCAAGACAAUCAGGUUCCAAUUAAGACUAUGGUAAUUGAUGGAAACUGUAGAGUGGAGGAUCGAGGGUUGAAGACUCACCAUGGGCAUAUGGUUUACGUUUUGUGUGUUUACAACAAGAAAGAGAAGCACCAUCGAAUUACGAUGGCAGCAUUCAAUAUCCAGGAGGCAUUACUCUGGAAGGAAAAGAUUGAGCUUGCCAUUGAUCAGCAUCAGGGAUCACAAGUUGCAAACGGUAACAAAUAUGUUUCUUUUGAAUAUAAACCUGGGAUGGAUAAUGGGAGGACUGCUUCAUCAUCUGACCGCGAAAGUCAGUUCAGUGCACAAGAAGAUGAAGAUGAUGCUAAUCCAAAUUUGUCUCGGAGAACAACGAUUGGAAAUGGUCUUCCGGAUUCAGUGUUUGACUGGACGUGUGAAUUAGACUCGGAAUUAUCGAACCAUAAUACUAACAAUCAAGCAUUUUCUAGAAAGCAUUGGCGACUUCUUCAAUGCCAAAACGGACUUCGCAUUUUUGAAGAACUUCUGGAAGUUGAUUACCUUCCACGAAGCUGUAGUAGAGCAAUGAAGGCUGUUGGUGUUGUGGAGGCUACAUGUGAAGAAAUAUUUGAACUUGUUAUGAGCAUGGAUGGGACACGGUUUGAGUGGGAUUGCAGUUUCCAGUAUGGUAGUUUAGUUGAGGAGGUAGAUGGACAUACGGCAUUACUUUAUCACAGACUUCAGUUGGACUGGUUUCCGAUGUUUGUGUGGCCUCGUGAUCUUUGUUAUGUGCGAUAUUGGCGCCGAAAUGAUGAUGGAAGUUAUGUUGUCUUAUUUCGUUCUAGGGAGCAUGAGAACUGUGGUCCACAGCCAGGAUAUGUACGGGCACAUAUUGAGAGUGGAGGAUACAACAUUUCGCCUUUAAAACCUCGAAAUGGGAGACCAAGGGCACAGGUACAGCAUCUUAUGCAGAUUGAUCUGAAAGGAUGGGGUGUAGGUUAUGUAUCAUCAUUUCAGCAACACUGUCUCCUUCAAAUGUUAAAUAGUGUCGCUGGACUGCGUGAAUGGUUUGCUCAGACAGAUGAGAGGAAUGCUGCUCCAAGAAUCCCUGUUAUGGUUAAUAUGACAUCAGCUUCUGUAUCCUCAAAGAAGGGUGGGAAGCUGCAUGAAUCUUCCCUUCAUCCUGGUGCACCUACUGAUCAAAUAAAUGGUGUAAACAGAAAUUCAGUGAUGAUGGAUGAAUACUCUGAUGACGAUGAGGAAUUUCAAAUAGCUGAGGCUGAACAAGAGUCAGACACACCUGGGCUUGAGAGUGAUAUCAAGAGAACAGCCUUGGAAGAAGAACCAGUGGACCAAAUUGAUUUGUCCUGUUUCUCGGGAAACCUCCGGCGUGAUGAUCGUGAUAAAGCUCGUGAUUGCUGGACGAUUUCAGAUGCAAACAACUUUAGAGUCCGAAGCAAGCAUUUUUGUUAUGAUAAAACAAAGAUUCCUGCAGGAAAACAUCUAAUGGAUCUUGUAGCUGUAGAUUGGUUCAAGGACACAAAAAGAAUCGACCAUGUUGCUAGGCGUCAAGGAUGUGCAGCACAAGUUGCCUUGGAAAAAGGGCUUUUCUCUUUCAUUGUAAAUUUGCAAGUACCUGCUUCAACACACUAUAGUAUGGUAUUUUAUUUUGUGACAAAGGAGUUGGUUCCUGGAUCACUCUUGCAAAGAUUUGUUGAUGGUGAUGAUGAAUUCCGUAAUAGUAGGCUGAAGCUCAUCCCAUCAGUUCCCAAGGGCUCAUGGAUUGUGCGGCAGAGUGUUGGGAGCACCCCCUGUCUAUUGGGAAAAGCAGUUGAUUGUAACUAUAUCCGUGGUCCUAAGUACUUGGAAAUUGAUGUUGACAUUGGUUCUUCAACUGUUGCCAAUGGAGUUUUGGGUCUUGUAGUUGGUGUAAUUACAACAUUGGUGGUAGACAUGGCUUUUCUUGUACAGGCAAAUACUACUGAUGAAUUGCCGGAGCGGCUUAUUGGUGCUGUCCGUGUUUCUCAUAUAGAGCUUUCAUCUGCUAUAGUCCCCAAGCUGGAUCUAGAUCCAUCAUGACGACCCAAGAAUAGAGAAGAUUGACCUGUAUUGAAUUUUUCAAAAUCAUUUGUUCAGAUAUAAAAAUGUAUUUCAUUUCCCAUUAGUUGCCUUAUUGUGAUUAGCAGUGUAUGUUUGUCAACGUUUUCCAAUUGAUUUUUGUAUAAAAUAGUAAAAACAGAAGCAGGGUUUUUUGUACGUACGGUAUUAAAUAAGAUUACAGGAUGGGGUAAAUUGGUUUGUCA